CCGACUUCCGUUAAACAAAUAUUCCACAGCAAGCUCCCAGUAACCGGAUGUUCAAGUCUACCGUGGGACUCACUUCAACACUCGUGGUGCUUCGUUAGGUGAUCGUGUGUCGGGUUAUAACUGUGAUACACUUAUUUUGAGUUUGAACGACCUUGACCUUCAUAUCCCACAAUGGGCAUGUCUUGUGGAGCAAAGUUCGGGAAGGUUUUCCUGAUCAUUAUUAACACGAUACUUUUCCUGCUUGGAAUGUUUAUGUUGAUUGUGGGAGUAUUGAAGAAACUUAAUGUAAAGGUCAUGGAGUUAGAAACAAACUCAGCGACCUCCAAGCUGAAUGAACACGGAGUCCUGUCAGACAAUAUCGCGAUCACCCUCAUAGUUAUCGGCACGUUCAUUGCCCUCGUCGCUGGAGUGGGUCAAUAUGGCGCUUGCUCAGAAAACAGAUGUAUGCUCAUCACGUACGCCAUUUUCGUUCUAUUGUUGUUCCUCAUUAAAUUAACUGCCAUAACCUUGUGGAUCGCAUUGAGGGAAGAGGUGGAAGAAUUCAUGAAAAUGGCGAUGCUGAACUCUCUGAAAGCCAAUUAUAUAAACGACACUCUAAGCAGUGAUAAUGAAAUAUCGAACAUGUGGAAUACAAUGUUUGUGACUUCAGAUUGUUGUGGUGUAAAUCCGGUCACAGGGAAUCACACGGACUUCAAGAUAACCCCUUGGUGCAAAGAAACGAUUAAAUGCAAUCUUCCCAGGACAUGCUGUGAGGAUGUGGAUGCUGACAACUAUACUCUAGCUUCUGUAAACUGCACCUCGUCCAUGAGUGGUUACAAAACAAUGGGAUGUUUUGAUGCUUUUAAAGAUGGUAUAAACUCUAACUCCACUCUGAUUAUUGCUGUUGGGAUCCCGAUUCUUACCAUUGAGUUCCUUGCUGUGAUAUUUGCUUUCCUACUCUGCAACCAGAGUGAGUAGGGCAGGACGAGGUGGUAUAAGGAAGAUAGUUUAUUGACGUAAGGGAAAUAACUCCGGCAGGCUAUGUGAUGCUAAAAAGAGACUAUAAAUGAAAACUAUCGUGUAUCAGGAUGGAAGCUAGUAGAUAUUGGAAUUACGUUUAGAAAACAUUACACAAAGUACAAUUCAUAGAGGUUUCAUCAUUGAAGAUCUGAAAACUAUUUACGGGACCAUGCAUGCGUUAUGUAAUUAUUUUAUAGAUGACAUUUGUAUGAUUUACAGUAUCGAUAUUACAUCACAUGUGAAAUGUUUAUAAUAUGUAUACUUCUUCUUCCUGUCGUUCGCCUCUACACUUGGAUUUCUGCUUCCUCUACGAAUCUGGUGGUCUUCUGUAAGUCCUCCACUGUUCCAAAUAGCUUUUCCUGGAUGGUUGUUGGUAAUGGCCAUAUCCUUUGUCUCAAUGCCUGAUGGUUCUUGCAUGUCUGUAGAAUAUGUGUUGUAUCUUGUUCUGCCUCACCACAGGGACACAUUGGGGAUGGUACCACUUUCAUCACUCUGUUCAGAUGUUUGUUUAGUCUAUUGUGUCCUGUCCUCAGUCUGAAUAUGACGGUUUGUUCAGGUCUCGACAGAUGGUGGUAACUGCCUUGAUGGAUGAUUUUCUGUACAGAGAUUUGAUUAUGGUUUUCAUCUCUGCACGGCAGACUGGGUUUUCCUCCUGUUGUUGUUCAGCACCUUGUUUUGCGAGAAUGUCAGCUUGUUGAUUACCAUAGACUCCACAGUGCGAAAGGAUCCAUUGUAGAACUGUUAUGCGACUUUGAAUGUUAAAUAGCGCCUGUUCUAGUAAUGGUAGAUUGUUGUUUGUCAAGCCCUGUAAUACAGACAGAGCAUCUGUAAGGAAAAGAACUGGAGUUGUGAUAUUGACUUUGUCUGUGAUGGUAUGUGCAGCAUGUCUGAUGGCUUUUUCUUCAGCUUUGUAGUUGGAACAAUGCAAGCCUGUUGGUAUUGCUUCAGAUUGUCGCUCUCCAUUUGGAUAUUGGAUGUAUAUACCAGCCCCUCCGUUUUUUAUUGCAUUUGUGGCUGAUCCGUCCGUGAAUACUCUUAUCCAAAAUUCAGAGGGGUACUGUUCUUCUAAAAUGGUCAUAGUGUGAGUUUUCUUUACAAUAUCAGAUUGUUCAUCUUUGGAUGUGAUGUUUGGUACUGAUGUCUGAAUUCUGACAUUUCUCAGUUUAUCUUCAGUAGGGUAGUCAUUUACAGAAAAGGCUAUAGGUUUGACUUGCUUUGGUAGCGUGUAAUAUGUAUACAAUAUGCAUGUACUACAUACUUCAACGUGUAAAUCGCAUCAAAAUGGGGUCAAGAAAACUUGAAAUAUUUUUGUUUGCAUUUGGUUUAAGAAUUGAACAUUGAAUUCUGAAAGAAAGUUUAUAUUUAUUGCCAAAUCAGUUUAGGGCUUUAACGCCUGAGCUAUUGAGUACAACUGCGCAGGGUGCUACAAUUAAGUAUUUAGUGGUUCAAUACUGCUCCCGUUGGUGCAAAGAUAUCACACAUCUAUUAUUGAACUCUAUCCAGUUGAAAAUGUUUGUGUCAAUUCAAAUUUUGAAUGGGUUUGGUAGGGACUAUAUUUUGUGCCAGAAGGACCGAUUAAUCAAAGCGUUCUAAAUAUGUAUGAUAUUACAGUUUCUGUUUCAUCCAAUAUAUCUUUUAUUUUUAUACUCCUACACGUGUAUUUCAGUUUUGUAAUUUAUGAUACCAGUAGUAGAGACUUGGAACUAGUUCAAAUGUUCUAAUUUAUUUAUUUGGUUGAUAUAUUUUUUCCAAACAGAACACAAAUUUCUUAUAAAGUUUGAAUUAAUUUACAUGUACUUGAAAUUUUGUGUGAAAAUUCAGUAUUUUCGCCAAGGAUUAAAAAUUUUGAUCUCUACCCCUCACUAUUUUAGUUCCAUUUUAAAUUUUAAGACAAGAUCUUGAAAAUGGUAUGAAAUUCUAGAAAUUGACAGUACUCCUACUAUGUCCUUUUAAACAUAUCAAGUGUAAAAAGAUCAUAAUUUAUUUCCAUUACUAGUUUAAUUGAAUAAACAUUGAGACCGUUUUAAGUGCAAAAGGUCAUAUAUAGAACACUGUAGCUCAAUAACAAGCAUUGCAACCUCUGUUUUUCUAUUUAAUUUCCUAAUUCUCCUUCAGUGUAGAAAUAAAAAAAACACUUCCUAAAAAAUUGACAUAACUCCAAAUCUCAGUUGGAACCUCAUUUAAGGUAUUCCAUGUAUAAUGAAAGGAUAAUAAACAAUUUUGAAGGAUUUAGAUCAACAUAAAUGUUUAUUGUUAAAUAACGAUGAAAGUGAAACAGAUUAAAUUCACGUGACUGGUAAAUGAUUAGAAGCUAACCCUUUUGCACUUAAAACUAUUUGGAAGAGUUGUCUUCCCUUUGUAAAAAUAAGAAAAAUCUAAUUUUCUAAAAAUGUGUGUGGUCAAUAAUUAAUUUUAUUUUAUAUUUUCAUUAAGAGAAAGUGUUUGUAACUUUCUACCAAGAGAUUUGUAUGAAAAUAUAAUUUCUUUUUAAAAUUUUGUAAUAAAACAUGCUUUUUCCCAUAUAUUUCAAUGUUAAAUUCUAGGUGAAAUAAAUCAAGCAGUAAAAAAAAAAUUGAAAGUUCC
Molecule: messenger RNA, 3582 nt
Organism: Ostrea edulis (European flat oyster)
Lineage: Eukaryota; Metazoa; Mollusca; Bivalvia; Ostreida; Ostreidae
Product: tetraspanin-1-like
Exons: 9
Coding region: 172-957 (261 amino acids)
Cellular component (GO): membrane
Source: RefSeq, a predicted model, not a curated record